UAUAUAUAUAUAUAUAAUCCAUCUUCCACUCUUUCGAAGGUUCCAAAGGUUUCUCACUCUCAGCCCUCACUUUGUUUUCAUAACAAAAAUACUCAAAUAAAUUUGCCUUCCAGUUUUCUUCUUUCACUUCUCAUAUAAAAUCGAACCCCUCUCCGUAAUGUGCUCUUUUCUCUCCCCCAAACCCUAACCGAUUUUCUCAAUGUCCGAGCAUCAAUCACCGGACGACGGCGGAGAAAUGGCGGCACAUGACAACAUCGGCUCCAAGCGUUAUCGUCGACCCAGCGUAAGGUUAGGCGACAUUGGCGGUGAACAUUCUUCGUUCGACCAACGGAAAUCCAAGUCUCUCUGGAAGGAUUCAUCCAAGAGUAAUCGACAUCGUACAAACUUAUCAAGUAAUCAAACUCUUACUCUUGUUGAUACGAACCCUAAUGAAAGUAGCAAUUCUAGGAAAAAAUGGAGUAAUGUUGAUGAAGAGGAUGUUGGGGAUGCGAAUUUGGAUGAUGUUACAAUUGGUAGUUGGAAGAUUAAGAAUUUGAAAUCUAAGAAGGGGAUAGUGACUAAGAAGAUGAGGUCGGGUUGGACUCCUAAAGUUAAUGAUAGUGAAAAUGACAAAAUGCUCAGCACUGAUGUCGAAGAUUCGGAGAAUAAUGAACACAGCCCAGUUCAUUCCCGUGACAAUAACAAAACUAAUGAUAAUGUAAACAUGAGUACUAUUGACAUUGAUAGGAGAAUUGAUAAUGUGAAUAGUAGGAAGAGGGAAAUUAGGGUUUCUGAGGAUGGCCCAACUGAUACAAAGGCCCCAGAUUGGAAGAGGAAUGGGAUUAAGGUAUGGCUAAACCAGUUGGGACUUGGUCAGUAUGCCUCUCUGUUUGAGAUUCAUGAGGUUGAUGAUGAGGUUUUACCAAUGCUAACAUUGGAGGAUCUAAAGGAUAUGGGAAUCACUGCAGUCGGAUCGCGAAGGAAGAUGUAUUGCUCAAUUCAGAACCUCAAUAAAGGUUUCUCAUGAGUUUCUACCAGGGAAAAGUUCAGAUGCAAUUCUGAUAUACUAGCAAUGGCUGUGAAGUGUACAGUGCUCUUACUGUUGGUAACAUCUUUGUUUAUUUGAUCCUAAAUAGAUCAAAACUUUUGAGAUCAGAAAAAAUAGUGAAGCAUCAUUCAAGAAAAUGAAUGAUAGUUACUCCUUAGUUUUCCUAAUAAAGUUUUAUGUCCAAUCAUCUUUUCACAAUCUUGAUUUUGCAAUCUUAUUUAAGCUGAUUUCACAAUCUUAUUUAACUUCCACAACUCUUAUUUGGUUGCUUAAUGUGUGUUGCUGCUACUCCCGAAAUGACUGUACUGAGACAUUGGCAUCCUUUCUUUCUUGAGUACCUGCAGCGUUGUGAAUUGUAUCUUCAAUUCAUUGUAGCAUGAGGAGCUCUAGAGAACAUUUUCUUUGUGAUAAGUUAAAAUAAUUUUAUUGAUGAUGGGAGUGAGCUGUAGUGAACAUUUUCCCUUGGACCCUUCUAAUGUCCAUGAUCCCAAAAAAAAAGUACUUCUCCUUCGGCCAUUAUCUAAUGUCUGCUUAGUGUUAAUUCAGAAGUCAAUUCUAUCCUGCACAUGAUGUUGUGGAAUUUUGGUUACGGACUUGCUUACUACAUUGUCGGGUUUAUAUCAUUUGUGUGCAACUAAUACUCUGAGACGACAACACUAACACCAACACCAACACCAGCAUACCCACUGUGAUCCCAUAAGUGGGGUCUAGGGAGGGGGAGGGGGUACGCAAACCGUACCCCCUACCUUGGUAAGGUAGAGACUAAAGAGAGGUUGUUUCUGAAACACUAAUACUCUGAGAAUGUGUUUAUAAUUGUUUUGUAGUUCCUGUGUUCUUAUGCUUACGUAUGUCCUGUUAAAGAUAAUAUUUAUAUGAACCUCUCUCUGUGGUACUUACUUUUAACUUUUUGCUAAGUUUUAGGAGUUGACAAUGGUGAUGUGAAUUCUAAGAUUCACUGUUAAUUUCCCAAAGAUACCUUGCUUAAAUGAAACUAUAGCAGGACACAUCCACAUUGCCAUGUAGAAAUGUUGCCGUGGAACUCUUAGGUAGAAGGAUGAACUACACAUAAGAACACAGUGGCAUACUUUAGUUAGAGCAACCCUGCAAAAGCAUAUUGAGUUGCACAUAUUGAUGUCUCUGAAAUGCUUCUUUAGAAAAUGAGCUUCGGUAUGCCUCCUUAUCAAGAAUAUCAUUUUAUUAACCAUUACAUGGCUUGUCCUCACCAAGUAGUGCAGGACAACAAGAUGGUGAAGUGAAUACCAAUGUCCCCUUUCCCCUUGGAAUGACAACCGCAAGCAAACAGAUGACUAUGCAAAGACUGGCCUGUCCUCUCCAAAAUUAAGAUGUUACCAACCCUUUCCCUCUCGUGACAGAUUUAUGACUUUAGGUCAGUGAAUGUGGUUUACCUCUUGCGUCCACUGCACCUCUGGCAUUGACAGUUGGGUACAAAGUGCAAAUACACCCACCACAUCUUUCUUGCAUUCUCCUCUGCCUGCUCCUUUCAGAACCUCCUUGGAUGAAUUUCAUUGUGGCAGAAAUUUCGGCUGGACAUGCUUCCUUCGUCUUUGGUUAGUUUUUGACAGGCUUUGGAAGAUAUAAUUUUGCUGGUCAGUUAUAAAUAUCAGCAAAAGCAAGCUUAUCUGCUAGGUUGUUGCUUAUUCUGUAAUUGAUACCUACUCCACAUUCAGAAUAUUUUAUUCCAAAUCUAAAUAAAAGGCCUGUCAUAGAAACAAGCACCGAUAAAUUUUCAGAGUUCUGCUUUCCACGUAUAUGGAUUUUCAGAAUGUUUGAGAUUCUUAUCCAAACCAAUGAAUUGAUUAUUUAGAUGCCA
Molecule: messenger RNA, 2858 nt
Organism: Solanum lycopersicum (tomato)
Lineage: Eukaryota; Viridiplantae; Streptophyta; Magnoliopsida; Solanales; Solanaceae
Molecular function (GO): protein binding
Source: RefSeq, a predicted model, not a curated record